CGAGGACACCGUAAACAAGAGGUUGCUUUUCUUUUCGACGAGCAGCGUUUUUCGCAGCGUUCCGUUUCCCCGCGCCGCCCGCGCCGCAUGGGUUUUCAGCGAUGGACGUUGAGACUCGGAUCAUAAAGGAGGAAACAUGUCUUGACACUGGUGGUGGUGGCGGCGCUGAAGUGCCGGAGGAUGGUGACGGUGGCGGUGAGGGCAGCACCAACAACAACAACGACGAACUACCUGACGAAGAGGGAGACCAUCAUCCGCCGCCGCUGCAUCACCAUCCCCAUCAUCAUCGUCGUCGUCGUCCUUCCAAAACCGUCUACAGUCUCAACAUGAACGUGUGCAGGCUGUGCCUGUGCGAAGGACACGACAACCUGCAGCCCGUGUUCUACGGCAAGGACGAGCUGGACGUGGUCCUGCAGCAAAAGAUACACGAGCUGACCACGGUGGAGAUUACCUACGCCACCGACUUCCCGACGGCCGUUUGUGUCGAUUGUCUGACGAAGCUCGAGGAGUGGGCCAUCUAUCGGCGGCAGUGCAUCGACAACAACGAAAUGCUGCGGGUCAAGUACUCGGAACUGGACUGCUAUCGUGAGCCGCAGACAGUUGACGCGGGGGACCACCAACAUUACCAGCAGCAGCAACUACGACGAUCGCCGGCGGUCAAAGAGGAGCAGGAAGUGCUGCGGCUGAUGGAUGAGGGGGACGCCGACGCCGGUCAGAUGAACGGGGGGAUGACGUGCGAAGAAGCCAUCGCCACGGCCUACGGCGGCGAACUGGGUGCGGACGGUAACGAGAUCAUUAUCGGAGCGGACGGUGCAACGACCAAGAUUCAGUAUGUCAACGAAGAUGGAACGAUGACGGAGUACGUGACGGCGGCACCACCGGGUGCCGUGAUACGAAGGUCAGGCAGUGCCGCCGGGCUUGACGAUCAGCAGCAGCAGCAGCAGCAGGAGGAGCUACGGAUCGACGGCGACGGCGAUCCGUACGCCGAUGGACCGGCGGAAGACGAGAGGCACGAAAUUUACUACACCGUCGGUCAGGAUGGUGCGUACGCCAUUCACGCGAACGCGACCGCGGGUUACGCGAGUGCCCCACCGGGCAGCUACGUACCGCAGGCGUUCGAGAACCAAACGGAGAUCGAGUGCACCACCAUCCAGGAGCACCUGCCGGAGGAGUACGUCGAAGAGGGCAUCAUCAGUCCGGCCGCGGCCGCCGGACCAGCGAUGAUCGCCACCAGUGCGCGGGGUGCGCACGAUCGGCCGUUCGUGUGUAAACAUUGCAAAACGAGCUUCAAGUACGAGCACAACUACGAUCGGCACAUGAAGAACCACGCGAAGGUGCUGUACCGGUGCGGCAAGUGUUCGAAAACGUUCGUCAAGCUGCGCAAGUGCCAGCAGCACUUUAUGAAGGCGCACUCGUCCCAGCGCUACGAGUGCGACAUCUGCUUCCGGACGUACAGCCUGCCGACGCGGCUGGAGAACCACGUGAUCGAGAUGCACUCCAAGAACGGUGUGUACUCGUGCGAUCGGUGCCGCGGCGAACAGUUUGCUUCCUAUCUCGACUUUAAGGCACACCGCAUGACGCAGCACCCGCGGAACAACGACAACACGGUCGGUGGCGGCGCCGGCGGCAACGUUGGAUCCGAAGCCACCAUUCCGGCGAUCAUCAAGCAGACCGCGUACGGUGACGUGGUGCACAUGCAGCAAAUCCUUACACCGCUCGGCACUCCGUUCGAGGACCCGGAUGCCGAUGGCGGCAGUCCCAGUUCGGACGGUGCCGAGAUGGAGGCUCAUGAUGGGCGCAACAAUCGAAGAGGAUCAGCAAACAGCAAACCUUCACCGGUGGGAAAGAGCCGACCGGGGCCAACCGGCGUGACACGGACACGGCGCCCAAAUGGACGCGUGGUCGGGGCGGGUGGCAAAAAGUCUUCGCCACGCAAGCAGGUUUCGUUGGUGCCGGUGAUCCCGGCACAGCAGCAGGAGGUCAUACUGAUCGAUGACGAUGAGCAGCAGCAGCACGGGCAGCACAACAACGGGAUGGAGCUCAACGGUGCAGCGGGCAGCAGCGGGUUGGACGCCAGUGGCAACGCGCUGCACCGUCAGCUGUUGCAACAGAUCGAGGAAAGUGAAGCGAACUCGCUCGGCCCGAAGCUGUAUCCGUGCGAGAGCUGCUCACAAACUUUCGCCCAUCUCAACAACCUGAAGGCCCACAUCUACGCCGAGCACGACAACGACAAGCCGUUCAAGUGCAAGCUCUGUCCCAUUUCGUUCAAAACAAAGGAGAUCCUCGUAAUGCAUAUGCUGCUACACUCACAGCACAGUAGUACAAUUUAAGGGUUCCCCGAUCAGAGGGAGCCCGAUCAUCGCUUCGCCCGUAGCGCGGCGAGCGCCGUAACUAACCAUGUGCCAACCCUAUCUCGAUCGUGUGAUCCCCAUAUUGGAGUAGCACGCCGCCACAGCGCCGCCGCGCACCGCGGACGGCAGAUUUCAGACGACGUAGACGAAGGCGAAGAAGCAGGACAGAGGAAAACCCAACCGAGAGCUUCCCUACUACUAUCAUUAGAGAGACAAGGACGUAACGUAGCAUAUCCACGCGCUCGGCGUGUUCCCGCGUUUUUCCUACAAAUUGUCGCCCGUGUUUUGUAGUGCCUUCCCCACCCUCCCGCCAGGGCUCUGGUGGUGCUUUGUUAUUUCUUUUAGCCGUUAAGUUGGUUCCCAUCCAAUGGGAACGUCGGGUUCGUCGCAAUCUUCAUCAUCACCGCUUGUUGCCUUCCGAAUGCCGAAUUGGCCCGCGUUUGGCGUGUUUAUGUUUAUUCUUGUUUUUUCUUUUUAAUUCUGUAAGGAUCGAAUCGCCCCACACUCGUUACAAAUCGUACUGCUCCUCGGUACUGCGCAAUGUACGGGCGCACGGAGGGCGCAGAGAGUUCCUUAGGCUAAGAAGAUGGUUGGCGGAGGAAAUCGGAACUCGGUUCCGGUGCCGCGCGAUGGUGCUUCUGUGUGUUCCGACGCCGCUCCCCUUAUGGACCGGGGGUUGGCCGUCGGGACGUUAGUGAAAGUGUACGUGUAAAUCUCGCCCGUAGACCGUAAGACCUCUUACUUCGUACUUGGUGGUUUCCCCGCGGGUUGGUCCACAUUUAGUUUAGUUCCGAACACAUCCCCACCCGCAGGGGGAGGAAGUUCUAUAGCUCGAUGCUAAUAUUCUAUCCGGGAUCAUCCGAUCGUUCGAUCGUUCACGCAAUAUGGAACCGGGAGUUCAUUGAUUCAUUUCUCUUAGAUCAUAUGUAGUCGGAAAAUUCGGUGCGAUAAGGGACAAGCCAAGAGAACAGUGGCACUCCCCGCCGGGGGGCAUUCUGUAUUACGUGCUUUCGGUUGUGCUUCGCGCUACAACCGACAGCAAGGCCAUAGCGAAUGCCGGCGAACGGAGAGGGACAUCAGAUUUCAGCAUAGUUCAAACAGAUUUCUAAACGGCAUCAAACAACGUACUAUUAGUUCGUAGUUACAAGACAAAAGUGCAAAUUGUUCGUCCAAAGGACGAACAGGACGGAUCUGGGAGAGUUACGUAAGAGCGACCAUAAGGUCCGGUGCCCCGGAAGAUCCGGCAUUAGAGGUAGGGUAGCAAAAAAACUGGAACAUCUCUCUACACAUCACCGAUGUGCGUGUCUCGGUUUCGUGUCACCCCCCCAGACGUUACUGAGAAGCGCGCCAUCGACCAACGACAGAG
Messenger RNA from Anopheles cruzii, 3717 nucleotides. RefSeq lists its product as uncharacterized. Gene Ontology annotation, molecular function: RNA polymerase II transcription regulatory region sequence-specific DNA binding; zinc ion binding; DNA-binding transcription factor activity, RNA polymerase II-specific. The record is from RefSeq and is a predicted model, not a curated record. Gene Ontology annotation, cellular component: nucleus. The transcript has 4 exons. Gene Ontology annotation, biological process: regulation of transcription by RNA polymerase II. The coding region runs from base 102 to 2330 and encodes 742 amino acids. NCBI's taxonomy places the organism in Eukaryota, Metazoa, Arthropoda, Insecta, Diptera, Culicidae.